AAGAAGAGAUCCAAGAUGGUUGCAACGAGAUCUCAGCAAGGAGAUGGAUCAUCACAGGAUCCGUCGGAUGAACAACCACCACAGGUUUCAUUUCUCACUUCGUUUCUCGAUUAGUUAUUGUUAAGGGUGACGACAAGAUUCUUGAUUUCACUAAUGUCGACAUCCGGCUGGCUUCCGAUGUUUGUUUGUCUAUGUGUCGCGUGAGAAGAGACCAGGGCCGGAUACUAUGACCACAACAAAAAAGCUGGUGCAAUGAACUGUUUGGUAAGGGCAUCUGCUGCUAUUCUCUCCAACGGCCCAUUCAUUUCAUUCUCAACCUUGAUUGUGACCACUACGUUUACAACUGCAAGGCUAUAAGGGAAGGGAUGUGUUUUAUGAUGGAUAGAGGUGGGGAGAGCAUUUGCUAGCUACAUUCAGUUUCCUCAGAGGUUUGAAGGAAUCGAUCCCUCGGAUCGGAUCGGUAUUGCCAACAAGAACACAGUCUUCUUUGAUGGGAAUAUGCGUGCCCUACAUUCAGUUUCUUCAUGUUGCUACAACGCCUCUUCUAUCUCAACGUCGGCAUAUACCCCUUCACCUCCAUCUUUCUGAUCGUCUCCCGGCACUGUCGCUCUUCUCGGGCUCCUUCAUCGUGGAGAGCCUCAACAUUGCCUUCUUUGUGUACCUUCUCAUCAUCACCUUCUGCCUCAUUGGGCUUGCCCUCUUGGAAACGAGCAAUUUUGGCUCAUCUCUGGCACGAGCGCUCACUUGGUGCAGGGCCUGCUCAAGGUGGUUGCGGGCAUUGAAAUCUCCUUUACUCAGACUUCUAAAGGAGCCGGAGAUGACAACGACGACAUCUACGCGGAGCGGAGCUAUACCUGGUGAAGUGGACUUCUCUCAUGAUUCCACCCAUUGUGAUUGCCAUAACGAAUAUCACAGCCAUGGCUUGGGCACUCAUAAGGACUGUAUACAGCACGGUGCCGCAGUGGAGCAAAUUGGUGGGUGGCGGGUUUUUCAGCUCCUGGGUUUUGGCUCACUUGUACCCCUUCGCCAAAGGCUUGAUGGGGAGGAGAAGGAAGACUCCGACGAUCGUGUAUGUGUGGUCAGGCUUGAUAGCAAUCACGCUCUCUCUUCUUUGGAUUGCUAUUAGCCCGCCCGCCCCACCGUCGUCAACACUCCCACCCAACCCAGUGGCACGGGCGGCGGUUUCUAGUCUAGUUCCCCUGAUAAUUACCCAAGCAGGGGCUUCACAUGCUUUUGUAGUAGCUUUGUACACAUUCAAUACUAGACACACAGACAGGCAGGCAGGCAUGCUCUAAUUCAAGCGCUGGAACCGUAGCCAAAGCAGAGUAGAACUAGCACUUAACAGAUUUCAAUACAAUGUGUGUUUAUGU
Messenger RNA from Linum trigynum, 1370 nucleotides. NCBI's taxonomy places the organism in Eukaryota, Viridiplantae, Streptophyta, Magnoliopsida, Malpighiales, Linaceae. The record is from the annotation of a GenBank genome assembly.